Musca domestica (house fly) is the source of this 1307-nucleotide messenger RNA. Its product is annotated as carboxypeptidase B. The coding region runs from base 48 to 1271 and encodes 407 amino acids. The record is from RefSeq and is a predicted model, not a curated record. NCBI's taxonomy places the organism in Eukaryota, Metazoa, Arthropoda, Insecta, Diptera, Muscidae. Gene Ontology annotation, biological process: proteolysis. Gene Ontology annotation, molecular function: zinc ion binding; metallocarboxypeptidase activity. The transcript is spliced from 2 exons.
AAAUCUUCGACAUUCAUCUGGAGAAUCCUAAAGAAUAUAAGAGCUUUAUGGACGAUUUUCACAAAUCCCUAGAUGUCAUUGGCCGGGGAGAAGAGCCACAUAGCAUACGGGUGCUGUUGGAACCAUCGAAAAUACCAACCAUCAAAAACUAUCUAAAGAAACACCACCUGACAUAUGCCACUAUCAAUAACAAUGUUGCUAAGAGUGUGCACAUCGAAAGAGUGGUUCAACGUGCCAGUCGUUCCGCUGCCAACAAUAAUGACGACGAUAUCAACUUUUAUAGCUAUCAGCGUUUUGACGUUAUCAAUAAAUACUUGGAUAGAUUGGCAGCGGAGUUCCCCCAACAGGUGAACACUGUGGAAUUGGGCCAAUCGUAUGAGGGUCGUACCCUAAAAGCUAUACACAUUCACAGCCAGCAGAGCGGUGACAAAUCGGAAAAGAAACCUCUCAUAUUCAUAGAUGCUGGCCUGCAUGCCCGCGAAUGGAUUGCCCAUGCAACGGCUUUGUAUGUCAUACAACAAUUGGUUGAAAAUGCAACAUUCUAUCGAAGGGAAUUGGAAAUGUAUGAUUGGCUGAUAUGGCCGGUGGUGAAUCCCGAUGGUUAUGAAUAUUCCCAUACGAGCGAAAGAUUUUGGCGUAAAACAAGACAACCCGAUCCAGAGGGGUAUUCCAAAUGUGUGGGGGUGGAUUUGAAUCGAAAUUUUGAUUUCUAUUGGGCUUUUGUGGGUAGCUCUUUUGAUCCCUGUGAUAUUGAUUAUCAUGGACCUGAACCAUUUUCAGAGCCGGAAGCAGUUGCCUUAAGGGAGCUGCUGUUCAAGGUGAACGAUACAUGUAAAAUGUAUCUCACACUGCAUUCGUAUGGUGGUUAUUUCCUGUAUCCCUGGGGUUAUGAUAAUGUUUUACCCCCAAAUUGGCGUUAUUUGGAUGCCGUUGCCCGUGCUGGGUUAGAAACUAUUCGCAAUGCUUCCGGAUCUUUUUAUACGGCAGGCAGCAGUGCCCGCACCCUGUAUCCCGCCUCGGGAGCCAGUGAUGAUUUUGCCUAUGGUGUGGCCAAAAUUCCUGUUGUCAUGUGCAUGGAGUUACCUUCCGGUGGUAGUGGGUUUGAUCCCCCUGCUGAUCGUAUACUGCCUUUGGUCGCAGAAAGUUGGCAGGGGAUACGUGCUAUGACACGGGAGGUUCAUGAUUAUCCCUUACGUAAUGGUGCAAGAGAUAUUGAAUUUAAUUUAUUGUUGGGAAUUGGAAUUUUAUUAUUUGUUUUUAUUCAAUUUUAAAAUCUAAUACAAAAUAUUGGAAACUAAAAAAAAGAA